AUGAAGACACAGGGAAGAAAACACAAGGAAUCCAAAUCACCAAGGACCAACCAGAGGAAACGAAGGAAGAAACGAAGGGAUAAACAAAGGAAGAAACGAAGCGGACUCAACUCCAAGAGAGAGGAACGAAGAGAAAAAGAUAAAGAGGCUGCCCCAGCAAAGAGCAAGAGACAAGAAAAAGAUACUGGAAAAGCACAGUCCAGGAAAAAGAACCAGAAAGACGAAGGCGAAUCCUCCGAAUCGCCUCAGAAGAGUAAAACCACAUAUGUAGCAGAAGAAGACCUGGAGGAAAAGAUAGCCAAGGCAUUGAAGAAGCUGAAAUCCGAAGAACUGGAUAUAGACGACCUGAAGCUGAAGGGUUAG
Molecule: messenger RNA, 363 nt
Organism: Mercurialis annua (annual mercury)
Lineage: Eukaryota; Viridiplantae; Streptophyta; Magnoliopsida; Malpighiales; Euphorbiaceae
Product: protein PXR1-like
Exons: 2
Coding region: 1-363 (120 amino acids)
Source: RefSeq, a predicted model, not a curated record